Messenger RNA from Funneliformis mosseae, 182 nucleotides. NCBI's taxonomy places the organism in Eukaryota, Fungi, Glomeromycota, Glomeromycetes, Glomerales, Glomeraceae. The record is from the annotation of a GenBank genome assembly.
AUAUUAUAAUUCAAGAUUAUGAAGAUACUGAAAGUGAUUUGAAUUUAUGGAAAAAUCAAAUAAAUUACGAAGAAACUGAAAGUGACUUAGAUCCACAGCAAAAUCAAACAGAUCAUGAAGAAACUGACUUAGAUCUACAGCAAAAUCAAAUAGAUUAUGAAGAAACUGAUAUGGAUCUAUAG